AGGCCCAAGGCCCCUGCCGAACGGCAGCGGCCGGCCGAACGGCGGGUCCCAGAAGGGACGGCCACCAGAAAACGUGUAGCCCGGUUGUCGCGUUCUCAGGCGUCGCAGCCAUGGCGCAGCCAGAAGAGAUGCAAGACAAGAUUAUGCAGCUGAAUAGCUUGCAGAUCUGGACGAAGAUCAGUGACGGCGACCUGCACUUGGUCACGUUCAAGGAUGUCCAAGAGCUCUUUCACGUCAUGGACGACAACAAGAAAGGCUUCGUCUCUGGAUCAGACCUGAUGAUGUUGCAAGCCGUCGCCGGCGUGAAGCUCUCGGAGCAGGACCUGCGAGAACUGGUGCGGGAUGCUGACAAAGACGGCAGCGGCAACAUCUCGGCUGAAGAGCUUUAUGACGCCAUUACCAAAGGUGCCAUUGCCUUCAACGUGGUGAAGGAGAACCUGCGAAAAAAGGAGGUGGAGUUGAAGUCGCACCAAUGCGAGCGAGAGAAGCUGAUUGAAUGGAUGAAGUGGGAGUAUGAGACCAGCACUGCUUUAUGGUCUCUGCCCACGGUCAUUGGCACCUGCGUCACUUUCGCUCUUGUGGCAAGUACCCACAUCGACUUGUUUAGCGCCUUUCGAAUCCAUCAGGGGAUGGAGGCGAACUUCCCGUCGAUCAUCAACGUCGUGAAGUACAAAGUCGUUGACAUCAGAACCACCAACAUCUGGACCAGGCAGUGGUACAUUCCCACCAUCUUCCGUCAAGACCCCGCCUAUGAUCCUGUUCCCGGCCGUGUCACUGCCAUGAACCAGAUGAUCUUCGGCGCGCGCAUGUCCAAGUUCUACCGGGACCCCGUGCCGUGCCCCGUGAAUGAGGUCAUCCGUGAUGUCUACAAUUCGCGGAGCGGCAGUUGCUACUACCACGGCGAGCUCAAGGAGAGCUCUGUGGUCUUCCCGUAUCAUCUUGCGCAGCCUGUUCUUUUGGACAUGUUCGAGAAUAUGACGCAGAUACCCUGGCUGGAUGAGGCUGUGGCAACAAUGGAGUAUCAGAUCUUGACUUACAAUGCGAACCUGAAUCACUUCACGUUGUACAUACAUCAGUUCAUCAACGACCUGAACCCCGAGAUCAGACACAGGUUUCAGCACGAGUCCUUUAUCGCGGAGCCAUAUCUGUCAGGUGCGAGCUUCAUCCCGGAUGUGCUCUUGCUCCUGCUGUGCCUCAGGUCUGUGUACCUGAAUCUCAAGGAGCUCUUACCAGCUGUGAUGGCUGGCCUGGACGGCUUCCUGACCUACAUGACUGGUUGGAAAGUGGUGGAGUGGACUUCCAUCAUCUUCUCGAUGGCCUGCUUCGGCUUUUGGAUGAGCAUCAACAUGGAGCUCAGCGUAGAUCUGCCCAGGGUCAUCGCCGCGUAUCCCAAAGGAGAACUUGAUGCAGCUAUCCGAGAGAAGGGCCACUACCUGAGUCUGGAUGAGCUGGAGGAGACGGUGAGCAUGGAAGAUCUGGUGCGUCUCUGCGGAGACGUGAUGAGAGUUGGCUCGAAAAUCCGCGACGAGCACGAGUUGAUGAGGACUAUGUUUGCAGUGAACUUCAUUGCCUUGAUCUUCCGGUUCUUCUUGUCCUUCCAGGCCAACCCCCGACUGGAUAUUGUGGUGCAGACGCUGGUGGACUGUACGCCCAACGUGGCGCACUUCUUCAUCGUGUUCUCCGCGAUUUUCACUUGCUACGCCUUCGCGGGCCACUUCCUCUUCGGCGGCAUCAUGGAAGGCUAUUCCACGGUGCUGGCCUCUCUCUUCUUCUGCUACCGGGGCUCUGUGGGCUUCGACGUGCUCAAAGAGAUGCCGGUGGGCGAACAGGUGUUGGGCUACAGCUGGGUGCUGUCGUAUCAGCUGCUGGUGUCAUCCUUGAUCCUCAGUAUGCUGAUUGGAAUUGUCUUCGGCUCCUAUUACGCUGUGCAAGGAGCAGCAGGCCAGCCGCAGACGCUCUGGGAGCAGGUGAGGAAGGCCAUCCAAACCGCAGCGGAGACGAGAAACUUUAUGAGCCUUUGGACCUUGAUUGUCCUUCUCGAAGAUGAUGACUACCCGGCCCACCCACAGAAGACGGUGACGGCGUUGUCCUUGAAGAAGGCCUUCGAGAAGGAGAAAAUGUCAAGACAGAACGCUGAGUAUUUGCUCCGGAAGACUGUAGAGUAUGCCAAGGAUCGCCUGGAGCAGCCUGUGCUUGACUUGCCUGACGCGGUGAAAAUCAUCGGCAACAGUUUCAAUGUCAUGCAGAAAAAUGAGGAGACUCUGGAGCAAUCUGCCAUCCUCUUGCAGAAGAGUGUGGGCAGUGACAGUCUGCUGGUGGGCAUGCGCAAGCAAGAGCGGCGGGCCAGGACACAGGAGCCCACCGCGCCGAAGACUUCGCUGGAGAUCCUGGAGAAAGGUGUGGAAAACCUCGAUGAGAUGCUGGCCGACCUCAAGUACUCGCAGGAGAGAACGAUUCAGAUCAUCUCCACCAAGCUGGAAGAGGAGCGGCACGCAACCCUGGCGCGUCAUCACAGGCUGCAGGGCCUGCUAGAGGAGUUCAAGGGCCGGCUGGUGCGGGGCCAGCGGGGCAUCUCGAGGCUGAAAUCCUUUAUGGGCGCGGCGGACUUUGCCAGCAUCCAGCAUAUCCCUGAGCAGAUGGAGAACGACCUGAUGCGGUGCUUCGGCUCGCGGCCGGCGCUGGCGCGAGAGAUGCUGCAGCCCAGUCAGGUGAACAUGUUGGAGCGCCAAUGUCGCGAGAUCCAGCAGCAGCUUCAGGACGUCUCGGAGGAGUUCCGAAGCUUGACGGACUGCCAGCCCACCCUGUGGGACCUCACCAUCAAGUGUAGAAAACUGAAGGCCCUGCCUGAGCAGAGAGUUAGCUUCUGACACCGGCAUCCGCAAUGGAAAAUGCUGUGUCGCAUGAGGGAAAGCCCAUAUUGAGCAGGAAUUUAGGUGGAC
Molecule: messenger RNA, 2939 nt
Organism: Effrenium voratum
Lineage: Eukaryota; Dinophyceae; Suessiales; Symbiodiniaceae
Source: the annotation of a GenBank genome assembly